Messenger RNA from Cataglyphis hispanica, 4044 nucleotides. RefSeq lists its product as uncharacterized. Gene Ontology annotation, cellular component: cytoplasmic vesicle membrane. NCBI's taxonomy places the organism in Eukaryota, Metazoa, Arthropoda, Insecta, Hymenoptera, Formicidae. Bases 236 to 1471 code for a protein of 411 amino acids. The record is from RefSeq and is a predicted model, not a curated record. The transcript is spliced from 6 exons.
UAACAAGGAAUACGUCACGCGUCUGCGCCGGACUGACGGCAAUUGCUUUGCCACGCGAUGCGCAUGGAUGCAGAAGGCAGGGGCCAGGGGUUCCUGAGCACGCGGCAAGUGCCGUCGACUGCUAGACGUGCGUGCAGUGUCACACGCACGGGAGGAGGUAGUGCACGCGUAGCUGCUGCUGUAAACGCGUAACAACGUGCACACACGUGUACACGACCCGUUCCAUAGUAGAAUUAUGGUGCAAACCGCUGCGAGAAGUCACGUAUUCGAUGCACCGCUCGUGACAGCCACGCUGACAUUGACGCUGUUGUCGCUCGUCGAUCAAGUAUCUUCUAGGCUGUGCAAUGGAGGGCAUGUCUGCUCUCCUCCAAAAGAGUGCUGUACUCAUGGCUGUUGUUAUAGUGUCUUCACACCGGUACAUCCUCACGUUUCAGAGAUGUUCAAUUUCUUGAUUUGGACUUAUUGGUAUUUGUGGGCAGCAGUGCUCGCAGCCUUAGCCAUAGCCGCAAUAUGCGGUUUCUGGCUAUGGAAACGUCGUCGCGCGGCGCUAUUGGAAGAUUCCGUAUCCUCGGAAAGGACCUCCUCAGGACCGUGGUAUCCACCUCCUCAUUACAGCCGAUGUAGUUCUUUCGUUCAAGCAUUACCACCGCCAUACAACGAGGUGACCGCAAAACCAGACCUUUAUCCAUUGGUGAUCGGUUACGAUGACACCUCAGGCAAAGGAACUUCCGGUUUUGUGAUGCGCUAUUUCAGAUCGCUGUCUCAUGCGAGCACGUUGGAUUCAUUGAGUUCCAGUUUUAUGUGUAAUAUGGUGAACGAAGCAAACACUAUUAUUCCACCGCCGUACUCCUGCAACAACAGCGUCGACGAAUUAUCAGCGGUGGAAUGCGAGAGAAGAGAAACCGGAGACGUUGGCUCGAUCGUCUCACUGACAAAUCAUAGAACAACUUCUGACAUAUCAAGCCUAGCUGCUCAAUCGCCUUGUUCUCCGCCGAGGGCUACCAGUCCAACAAUAGAGUUGCGAGAAUUGUUGGACAAGAUACAGCAACUUCCUCAUUUAUCUAACGGACAUGCUACCGCCGUGCAUUGCCAGCAAAAUUGCCAGACCCCGAUCUUAUAUGUAACCAACAGCGAUGGUACUACGCAACAACGGCCUCUAAGUCCCAACGACGUCGGUUCGUAUAAAGUAAGGAGAACCCGUGGCAAGCUGUAUAUGCCGUUGGGAUUGCCGAGUUCGCGAAGCAAAACUAAGCGAUGGUUGUCGCGCUCCGCGCCGACGACGCCCUCGGGAACGAUACCAAUGUCCUUCUUGCCGGGACAAAGUAGGAGGCCUUCGGAGACCGACAACAACAACCAACAGGCGGUGCCGCUGCUUUAUGAGCAAGACGAGAACGAGAACAAUAACGCGGAUCAGUCUUCAUCGGGCGUCCCUCUACUCACUGAACAAGAAGAGAAUCAACAGGCAACAUGACACGUGGUCUAAAUUAUUCGUGCCACUAACGAUCGACAUUGCCAGGAUCUAACGCAAGAGUCGGUAUGCACACAUACACACAUACAUGAUCUAAAUAUUUUUUAAUAUGGCUCCUAUAUUAAAACUUGUCAUGUAUACUUUAUCAUAGAGUUACACUCCAGAUGUAUAUCUAGAUAUUCGCGCAUGAUGACUAUCAUUUAAAAAACUUGAAUUAUAUUGUUGUUUUGUUAAUUUAGUAUCGUAUAACUGAGAUUAUUUAUUUUUUAAUCUUGUGCGCCUAAUUUUUGUAUAAUAUAUAUUUUGAAAUAAAAUACUAUUCAGACAUAGUUGUAAAUCAUGAUGCACAAAUAUCUGAACACAAUAUAUAUACAUUUUGAAUAUAUCCCGAAUGUAUCUAAUUUAUGUGAUAAAGCAUACAUGACGCAUAUUAUAAAAUAUGAUAAGAUACUAAUAUAGAUCUCAUCUAUUCUAGAAAUUAUCUAUUCUUUUUAUUUUCAAACAAUUAUCCUUUUUAAACUAUUUUCUAAUUCUCUUUUUGUGCUGUACACGUUUGUCGCACGACUAUGUAAUCAUAUAUAGAGUUAGAAAGCAAAAGACAAAAUACACAAUGAUGUUUUUCUUCUGCGUGUCAUAGAAAAGAAUGGAUAUUGAAAAAAAAAAAAUAGAGAAAUAGCUCGGCAUUUCUAAAAUAGACGAGAUCUAUAGUAUUGUCACUAAUGUGCCGCCUACUUUUUCAAACCAAAAUCCUCAAAAAAUUUGCAGGUAUUUUAGAGCCGUUUUGGCAAAAUGAGUUAAGGCCUUAUCCGCAAGCGCAGUUUUAGAAUUCGAGAUUCUGGAAUUACGAUCAUUUAUAAUCUUAGAUAUAAAAAUAGAAUACAAACGAAAAUGCUGUUUGCUCUUCUGAAGGAUGUAAAAGAGACGAAUCUUAAGACUCUCCUUUUAGCUUUGAAAUCUCCAGCUUGAUUUUCUUUCAAUAAACAUCUCGAAUUCGUAAUUGUAUUACGAGCGAUAUCACAUUUUCUACGCGAAACAACCCAAGCAGAACAGAAAAUCACAAUAAUGUUAAAAUGAUAUCAUAAAGUUUACUAAAAGUCAUUAUGAUGUUAUUUUGAAAUCAUUUUCAAGUUAUUUUGAUGUCAUUUUGAUAUUAUUUAAUGUAUUGUGAUUUUCUGUUCUGCUUAAAAUGAAUUGUUGUCCAAUUAUAUCAGGACGGAAGGAUGGAAGAGUUAUUGUUUCUCCACGAUUGUAUUAGUUCAUGACGCGUAAAUUAGAAGCGAAACAAUACAAGCUGAUUUGCGUCAGAACAGUACAAUGGCAGCCAAAAAAGAACGUUUCGCGCUUUACGAAACUAUAAGUUAAACGAAUAAUAAUUUUAAUCGUUAUCUGUAAGAUGUCAAAUUACGCAUUCGAUACAUCGAAAUUUAUUCAUGAAUGGAAUAGAUUACGAAAGUUUUGACAACCGUCUGGUUAAUAUAAGAACACGAAUUUUAUUAUCGUAUACUUAUAAGUUUUAUCGAUACAAUAAUACGUAAAAAAUUAUCCAUCCAAAUAAAUCAGAUCAGAAGAGAAAAAGUUCGGACAAUAUCGCGUAAUAGCGUAGAAAUACUGUAAGCGACGGUUGAACAUAUGGGACACACGAGCCAAUGUACAAUGCAAAUUCCGUCAACAAUUAACAAGCUCCGUUACAGAGACUAGACUAGUACAUAAACAUAUAAAUUUAUAGUAUAUAUAUAUAUAUAUAUAUAUAUAUAUAUAUAUAUAUAUAUAUACACAUAUAUAUGAUACAAAUUUAUGUACUUAUUAUAUAAUUUUAAUUUAAUUUAUAAGCAUUUUUAAUUUUAAAGAUUCAUGCGAGAGAUAAUAUCGGGAUAACAAAAUAUCACAUGCAAACCUUAGUAGCAGUAAGAAAAAUACUGGACUGAAAUAUAAUUUACGUGACAAUUUGCAAUUAAUUAAAUUUAUAUUUCAUAUCAUAUAGCCCAAGCAGAACAAAAAAUAACAAUAUUAUCAAAAUGACUUCAUAAUGACUUUUGAUAGUCAUUUGAUGUUAUUUUAAUAUUAUUAUGAUUUUCUGUCUGCUUGGGAGAGAGCUCUACGUACUAUGCUAUCGCGCACAAUUACUAUUUCCGGAUAUUCUGAAUCCUUAAUAUGUCUUAUGAUUUGUUUUUCGCAACCUGAUAUCUGUACGUCAAAAAAAAAAUGUUAUUUACAUGUGUGUACGCAUGGAUAUAAAUAUAUUUAAUAUAUGUACAAUAUAUAAAUAAAUAUUGCCAAGAUUUUAAUUAAUUGAAAAAUUUGAGCUCUAUUUAUACUUUUGUAAUGGCGAUUUGUCGCUCAAUUAAUUGUUUGUUCAUGUAUUAAUUUAAUUACAACGCAAAUUGUGAAAAUAGCAAUGUCACUUUCUUUUUGUCUCUGCUCGGUUUUUGUUAAGAUAUAUCAUUAUACGCUUUGCUUUAUUUUAAGAGAGAAACAUGAUAAGAAUACCCGAUAUGUGCGCUCUGUAAACUAUAAUUAUUCCCUAAAAGUAAGAUUCUGUACACAUACAAAAUACUAAUAAUCGUAUAUAGAAGUUG